Solanum dulcamara is the source of this 1305-nucleotide messenger RNA. RefSeq names its product NAC domain-containing protein 72-like. Bases 49 to 1128 code for a protein of 359 amino acids. Gene Ontology annotation, molecular function: DNA binding. Gene Ontology annotation, biological process: regulation of DNA-templated transcription. Lineage: Eukaryota; Viridiplantae; Streptophyta; Magnoliopsida; Solanales; Solanaceae. The transcript has 3 exons. The record is from RefSeq and is a predicted model, not a curated record.
AUCAGCUAUAAGUUUGUCAAAUAGUUUUCCACCUGAAGUCCAUCAACAAUGGAGUCGGAUGAGGAAAGCAAGGCGCUUAUGAAGGCCAGCUCUUGGACUACUUCUCAAAACCCUAAAAUGCAAGAGCUAGAUAAACAAAACCAAAUUGAUCACGUGAAACCAAACUACAACAUUAACACAAAUGGAAAAAGAGUUUAUGUUGAUGAUAACUUUGUUUUCCCACCAGGUUAUCGUUUUUGUCCACAUGAUGAAGAACUUAUUGUUCAUUAUCUCAAGAAAAAAGUUAUGAAUCAACUUUUACCACACGACAAAAUCAAGGAGGUUAAUCUCUAUAAGCAUAGUCCUCAGGAGCUUUCAGAGAACUAUUCAGUCCUGGGAGAAAAGGAAUGGUACUUCUUCACUCCAAGGGAUAGGAAAUAUCCUAAUGGUGAUAGGCCAAAUCGCGCUGCGGGAACAGGCUAUUGGAAGGCUACUGGAGCUGACAAGCCUAUAAAGCAAAACAACGUUAAAGUUGGAUUUCGAAAGGCUUUGGUUUUCUACGAAGGUAAACCUCCCAAAGGCGAUAAAACAAAUUGGAUUAUGCAUGAGUUCAGAGUGAAUGAAUCGCGCAGGCUCAAAACUCAUGCAUCUGACAUGAGGCUUGACGAUUGGGUUCUAUGCCGGAUUUAUAAGAAAGUUGACAAGUCAUCCUUCAAAGCUCCUCGGAAGGAGUCCGAGGAGCAUGACCAAGAAAUUGCAAGUAAAAGCAAUUCUUCAGUAGGUAAGAUGGAGAAUUGUGACUAUGAAGGGACUAUGGAUUCAUGUGGAGAAUUUGCUAGGCAACAAUUCGAGACACCUCAUCAGUAUAAUUUAAGUCUUGAUGAUCCAAAUUAUCCAAAUUUUAUCAUGGGUCCAGAUUGUUUUUCUGAUUCUGGAGCAAGAUCUUCAAACUAUGGAAUGAACCUUCCAUCAUCAUCAUUUUUUCAUGGACACAUGUUUUUGGGAUCAUGUCAAGAAAGCAACAUUUUUCCGUUGAAUUUUGAAUUCAACAACUAUCAGAAUCUGUAUGAGAACAUAGGUGAAAUUGAAUGUCACAAUGUUCUUAAUGUUGGUGUUCUUGAUGAAAACUCAUCGAUCGACAAAGAUUGAUUAUUCCAUAUCGAUCGUUUGUGACGAGGCAAGACUAUAUAUAUUAGGACCUUAAUGAUAGUUAUUAGUUCAUUAGCUUAAUUCCACAGUGUUAUUGUUUUUAUAGAUAUAUUGUUGGUUUGGACAUUUGACUCUUUAAUUUUUACUACUAAUUAACUUGUCUCGUUUUAUAUUGUA